AUGGCCCUAAGAUUUCUCCAGGCAAAUCUUAAUCAUUGCGCCAGAGCCCAAGAUCUAUUUACCCAAAGCCUGGCGCAGUGGUCGAUUGAUCUCGCUGUCGCAUCGGAGCCGUACCUGGUUCCAGAUAGAAACAAUUGGGUGGGGGACCUUGAAGAUCUAGUCGCGAUAUACGCAGGCGGCAACCCCCCAAUUGUUUCUACCAGGAGAGGAAGAGGUUGUGUAGGCGUGAAAGUGGCCGGCAUAGUCGUCGUCGGAGUCUAUUUCUCUCCCAACCGCUCGUUACCUGAAUUCGAGGCGUAUCUUGAUGAAGUCAGCGCUAUGGUGAGAUGGGGAAGACCGCUCGAGGUUGUCGUGGCGGGGGAUUUAAAUGCCAAAUCCAGGGCCUGGGGAUCCUCCGUCUCCGACAGCCGCGGCGAGGCACUUAUAUCGUGGAUAGCGCAGCACAAUCUCGCGCCACUCAACACGGGCUCCACACACACCUGUGUGCGCAUGCAGGGCGGGUCCGUCGUAGAUAUCACCCUUGCGAGUCCCGCCCUGGCAUGUCGCGUGCAGGACUGGGAAGUGCUGACCGAGGUGGAGACUUUGUCGGACCACCGCUACAUUCGGUUCGACAUUCUCCCCUCGUCAGCACCCCCGACCAGUCGGAACAUCGCAAUCCCCCCAGAGAUCGGGCAGAUGUGGUCCCUGAGAUCUCUGGACCGAGAGACAGCAGAACUCGCCGCCAUAGUGGGGACGUGGUCCCACCGAAUGGAGGACAAAUGUGUCGACGACGGCGUGCAAUGGGUUGGCGGAGUACUGGCGCACGUUUCGGACUGCGCCAUGGCCAAAGUUCGGCCGUCACCGCGGCGAUCGAACCGAGUGUACUGGUGGUCGGACAAUCUUUCGCAGUUGCGCUCAGCCUGCGUGCUUGCCCGCCGCCGGUACACUCGAUACAGAAGAAGGCGCCCUGGAUGGGACGAGUCUGAGGAGCGGUGUCUCUACACUACAUACCAAGAGGCUAAGAAGACCCUGCGGU
Papilio xuthus (Asian swallowtail) is the source of this 1015-nucleotide messenger RNA. RefSeq lists its product as uncharacterized. The annotation marks the transcript as partial. NCBI's taxonomy places the organism in Eukaryota, Metazoa, Arthropoda, Insecta, Lepidoptera, Papilionidae. The transcript has a single exon. Gene Ontology annotation, molecular function: catalytic activity. The record is from RefSeq and is a predicted model, not a curated record.